AUGCCCGGCGAUAAUCCGACGGAGAGUGGCCGAAAAAGAAGCCGAGGCGCGGAGGCAACUACCCGUAAAGAAGCCCUAGAGCGAUUGAAAGCGAUUCGUCAAGGAGGACUUCGCAACCUAGCCGCUUCAGGCGGCGGCUACGAUAUCAGAAUCGAACAGCCGAUCUUCGACACAGUCGACGACGACGAGUACGACGCGAUCGUGUCCCGGCGGCGCGAGGAGGCUCGCGGAUUCGUAGUCGACGACGGUGAAGAAGGAGAUCUAGGUUACGGCGACGAAGGUGAAGAAGAGGAUUUCACCAAGCCUAGUGGACCAGAUUCGACUGAUGAAUCUGACGACGGUGGGGGAUUUAGUGGGAGAUUGAGGAAGAAGAAAGGUGAGAAGAAGAAAGGGAAGGAGCAACAGCCUCAGGUUAAGAAGGUGAAUCCGUCUCUUAAGGCUGCGGCGACUAUUACAGGUGAAGGGAGACUCUCUUCUAUGUUUACGUCUUCGAGUUUUAAGAAGGGGAAAGAGACUGAUAAGGUGAAAUGUGAGAGUAUUCUUGAUGAGGUUUUAGCUGAGGUGACUCCUGAUGAUUUAGAUAGAGAAAGGUUUAGGAGAAGGAAGCAACCAGCUACAGUUCCAGCUAUGUUCUCUAGGAAUAAGAAUCAGGUUUCUGUUACCUCCAGCAAGGCAAUGCAGGAUUCAGAACCGAUUAGUGAUCGUGUUUUUAUGGAGAAGGAGUUGAUGAAAGAGAUGAAAGAAGAAGUUGUGACAGAAUCUGAAGUCACUGCUCCGAAUGAUUCUGAGAAUGUGGAGGUACCUGGAAGUGAUGUUGUUGUAGAGGAUGUAUCUAACAAUGUGAGACAAAGUGAAGUGAAGGUUGAGUCAGGGGUGAAAGAGGUGUUUACAUUGAAUGCAACAGUUGAUACGAAAGAGAAGGAUUCGGCUUUAAGCGCCACUGCUGGUUGGAAGGAAGCGAUGGGCAAAGGUGGAACUGAGAAUGGGGUUACACUUGGUUCUAAUUCUGAAGGGCAAACGGAAUUUGAUUUGGAUGCUGAUGGAUCACUACGUUUUUAUAUUCUCGACGCUUACGAGGAGGCGUUUGGUGCGAGUAUGGGGACAAUAUAUUUGUUUGGGAAGGUUAAGAUGGGAGAUACGUACAAGAGUUGCUCUGUAGUAGUUAAGAAUAUUCAGAGAUGUGUUUAUGCCAUUCCCAAUGAUUCCGUGUUUCCUUCCCAUGAAAUAAUCACGCUUGAGCAAGAGGUGAAAGACUCGAAACUUUCUCCUGAAUCCUUCCGGGGGAAGUUACAUGAAAUGGCAUCAAAUUUGAAGAAAGAAAUUUCUCAGCAGUUGUUACAACUCAAUGUUUCCAGUUAUAGCAUGGCACUUGUCAAGAGAAACUAUGCAUUUGAGAGGCCUGAUGUUCCUGUUGGCGAACAAUAUGUCUUGAAGAUAAAUUAUCCAUUUAAGGAUCCUCCACUUCCAGAAGACCUUAAAGGGGAGUCUUUUAGCGCUGUCCUUGGCUCUCACACCAGUGCGUUGGAGCUUUUUAUCCUUAAAAGGAAGAUCAUGGGACCGUCUUGGCUCAAAAUUUCAAACUUUUCUACCAAUUCACCCUCUCAACGAGUGAGCUGGUGCAAGUUUGAGGUUACUGUUGAAUCUCCCAAGGUUAUCACUGUUUUGGUUUCGGGGGAAAAAGUUGUUCAUCCUCCUGCUGUAGUUACAGCCAUAAAUUUAAAGACUAUAGUCAAUGCAAAGCAGAACAUCAGCGAAAUUGUUUCUGCGUCUGUUCUCUGCUUUCACAACGCCAAGAUUGAUGUUCCAAUGCCAGGUCCAGAAAGAAAGAGGUCUGGUAUUCUGAGUCAUUUCACUGUUGUUAGGAAUCCUGAAGGAACCGGUUACCCAAUUGGUUGGAAAAAAGAAGUGGCUGACAGAAAUUCAAAGAACGGCUGCAGUGUUUUAAGUUUUGAAAAUAGUGAAAGAGCAUUGCUGAAUCGACUGUUUCUGGAGCUGAAUAAAUUGGACAGUGAUGUUCUUGUGGGACAUAAUAUAUCAGGUUUUGAUCUGGAUGUCCUUCUCCAAAGAGCCCAGGCUUGCAAAGUUUUGAGUAGCAUGUGGUCGAAAAUUGGCCGUCUCAAACGCUCUUCCAUGCCUAAGAUUAAAGGGAAUUUUGGGCACGGAGCUUCACCAGGGCUCAUGUCUUGCGUUGCUGGAAGACUAUUGUGUGAUACAGAUCUAUGUUCUCGCGACUUGUUGUCGAAGGAGGUCAGUUUUUCGUUAACAGAUCUUUCAAAGACACAGCUAAACCGGGACAGAAAAGAGAUAUCGCCUAAUGACAUUCCCAAAAUGUUUCAGUCAUCUAAAACACUUGUGGAUCUUAUUGAAUGUGGUGAGACAGAUGCGUGGUUAUCCAUGGAGCUCAUGUUUCAUCUAAGUGUUCUUCCACUCACUCUCCAGCUAUCUAACAUAAGUGGCAAUCUUUGGGGGAAAACUCUUCAGGGAGCCAGGGCGCAAAGAAUUGAAUACUACUUACUACAUACAUUCCACUCAAAAAAGUACAUCCUCCCAGACAAACUUUCACAACGUAUGAAGGAUAUGAAGUCACAAAAAAGAAGAAUGAAUCAUGGUCCGGAGGAUCACAAUGUUGAUGAAUUGGAUGCUGACCAGGUUUUGGAAAAUGAUCCGUCUAAGGGUAGCAAAACAAAGAAGGGUCCAGCCUACGCUGGUGGACUGGUCUUGGAGCCAAAAAAAGGCUUAUAUGACAAAUAUGUUUUGCUUCUUGAUUUCAAUAGUCUCUACCCGUCUAUUAUACAGGAAUAUAAUAUCUGUUUCACAACCAUACCACGAUCAGAAGACGGAAUUCCUCGUUUACCGUCGACUCAGACACCUGGAAUUCUUCCAAAGUUGAUGGAACAUUUGGUCAGUAUAAGGAAAAGCGUCAAACUAAAGAUGACAAAGGAAACAGGUCUCAAAUACCGGGAGCUUGACAUUCGGCAGCAAGCAAUAAAGCUCACAGCCAAUAGUAUGUAUGGAUGUCUGGGGUUUUACAAUUCAAGAUUCUACGCUAAACCUUUAGCCGAGCUCAUAACACUGCAAGGAAGGGAGAUCCUGCAAAGAACCGUGGAUCUUGUCCAGAAUCAUUUAAACCUAGAGGUGAUUUACGGUGACACAGAUUCAAUCAUGAUUCACAGUGGACUAGAUGAUAUCGAAAGGGUGAAAGCCAUAAAAACAAAAGUCAUCCAGGAGGUCAAUAAGAAGUAUAGAUGUCUGAAAAUUGACUGUGAUGGCAUAUAUAAGAGGAUGCUUCUUCUUAAGAAAAAGAAAUAUGCUGCCGUCAAGUUGGAGUUCAAGGAUGGGAAGAUUUGCGAGGACAUUGAAAGAAAAGGUUUGGACAUUGUACGUCGAGAUUGGAGCUUACUUUCCAAGGAAAUUGGAGAUUUAUGCUUGGCUAAGAUCUUGUCCGGAGGGUCAUGUGAGGAUGUUGUUGAAGCAAUUCAUAACGAGCUUAUGAAGAUAAAAGAGGAAAUGAGAAAUGGGCAAGUUGCACUUGAGAAGUAUGUCAUCACCAAAUCACUGACCAAGUCACCUGAAGCUUAUCCAGAUCCUAAAAGCCAACCACACGUUCAAGUCGCAGUCAGAAUGAGACAACAUGGUUAUAAAGAAGGUUUCAAUGCUAAGGAUACUGUACCAUAUAUAAUCUGCUAUGAACAGGGUAAUACUAGCUCUGCGAGCUCAGCAGGGAUUGCCGAACGUGCUAGGCAUCCUGAUGAGGUGAAAUCAAAAGACAGCAGAUGGAUGGUUGACAUAGAUUAUUACUUGGCACAGCAGAUUCAUCCUGUUGUGUCUCGUUUAUGCGCAGAGAUUCAGGGCACAAGUCCUGAGAGAUUAGCCGAGUGUUUAGGACUUGACCCAUCAAAGUAUCGAAGCCGAUCAAACGAUGCUACGGGUAGUGAUCCUUCUACAUCCCUCUUGUUUGCUACAAGCGAUGAAGAAAAAUACAAAGGCUGUGAACCGUUAGCACUAGCAUGCCCCAGCUGCUCUGCUUCUUUCAACUGUCCAUCUAUUAUUAGCUCAGUUUGCGCCUCGAUCAGUAAAAAAUCGGAAACAGAGGAAUCUGAUUCUACAUUCUGGCUUAAGCUGCAAUGCCCGAAAUGUGAGCCCGAAGGUGGCACGGGAAGAAUAUCCCCUGCAAUGAUAGCUAACCAGGUGAAAAGGAAGAUCGAUGGGUUUGUGACGAUGUACUACAAAGGCACAAUGAUGUGUGACGAUGAGUCCUGCAAGCACACGACUCGCAGCCCCAACUUCCGUCUUCUUGGUGACCGUGAACGGGGAACAGUUUGUCCAAACUAUCCUAACUGUAAUGGAACCCUCUUAAGAAAGUACACUGAAGCAGACUUGUACAAGCAGCUAUCAUACUUCUGCCACAUAUUAGACACACAAUGCACUCUAGAAAAGAUGGAUGUUGGUGUCAAAAUUCAAGUAGAGAAAGCAAUGGCAAAGAUAAGACCUGCGGUUGAGUCAGCAGCAUCCAUGGCUCGAAGUAUCCGAGACCGGUGCGCUUACGGAUGGGUGCAACUCACAGACAUAGCCAUUUGA
Eruca vesicaria subsp. sativa (arugula) is the source of this 4578-nucleotide messenger RNA. Lineage: Eukaryota; Viridiplantae; Streptophyta; Magnoliopsida; Brassicales; Brassicaceae. The record is from the annotation of a GenBank genome assembly.